AUGAAAAAGACAAAGGAAAAUAAGGUAUUCUGGUGUGGUUUCCCCACUUUCGCGGACUGUAAUAAAAUAAACCCACGUACAGAUGAAGCGGGACCAACGCAGGGGCCCCCGACCCCUUUUCCCCCGCGGAAACCUGCUUCCAGAGAAACUUGGCCCCAGAUAAACCGCCCGCCCCCGGAAGCCCCCGCGCCCCCGAGGACCGCCAGCAACCGAACCCCCCCGACCCGGACCCCCCCUCUGAGACCCCCCUGGCCCAAAAACCAAAAGCGCCCGAGAACCCCGGCGCCCGAGCCAAAGAGCCCAGGAACCCAGGCGCCCGAGGGUGCCGGCCCACCCGCCCUCGGCCCCGGCGGCCCCCAGCGCCCACCGAGGGCCGAGAGGCCUCCGCCCCCAGGGGGAGCUGCUGCCAAGAGCCAAGCCCCAAAACACAAAAAGGGGACUACUCGUGCUCAACGUACUCCAAGAACCACUAAACCUUCCAUUGCCCUUCUUUGCUUGGUGGGGCCUUUGCUCUAA
Messenger RNA from Penaeus monodon (black tiger shrimp), 516 nucleotides. RefSeq names its product basic proline-rich protein-like. The record is from RefSeq and is a predicted model, not a curated record. The coding region runs from base 1 to 516 and encodes 171 amino acids. NCBI's taxonomy places the organism in Eukaryota, Metazoa, Arthropoda, Malacostraca, Decapoda, Penaeidae. The transcript is spliced from 3 exons.